Messenger RNA from Moneuplotes crassus, 3301 nucleotides. The record is from the annotation of a GenBank genome assembly. Lineage: Eukaryota; Ciliophora; Spirotrichea; Euplotida; Euplotidae.
GCCAAAUGUAUAUUUCAAGAGUAGGAGGUAGCUCAGGCCUCAAGUCUUAUUCUGGCUUGGGCCUUAACACAAAGAAGGGACUUACAAAGAGAAAGGCUUUUAAGAAGACUUCAGAAGUAGUUAAUUGGGCAGAUAUGAGCCCUGGGGAGUUAACUAGUGAUAUUUACCCGCCAGUGUUUCAGAGGAAUGAGCUGUGUCAUUUUAAUAAUUGUGAUUAUGGUACUGAAGCUGAAAGUACCAGUCUUUAUAAAAGACUGCUAUGCUGCCAGAGAAACAAAAUCAAGCCCCAAGAGCGUAAACAUAAUAGUGAAAGAGCACGGAAAUAAUUGGAAAUUUAUUAAAUCAAACCUUCUAGCAGAAUUGUUUAUAAAAUAAGCUUAAUUUUGGACAAAGAAAGUCUUCCAAGAAUCAUGAUAAUGAAUCUUUAUCGGAUGAGGAAGAAGUUAAAACCUCUUGGACUGAGAAUUUGAUAAUACAUCCCAACUCUAAGAAAGUAUACUUUGAUUACUUGAUGUCUUAUGUUGCGCUUAUUGACUUACUGGUUAAUAUCUACUGAAUAUUUGUAGCAGAGCCCAGCGUAGUUUUCAAUUUAUUAGUUUUACCUUUGUUCGUCCUCGAAAUGAUACUGUGAUCCUUAACUACAUUCUACGUCGAUGUAAUGCUUGAAAAUAGAAUCGUGUAUAUCAUAAAGAACUAUCUCAAGAAUCAUUUCUUGCUAGAUUUCAUAGGAACAUUUCCUUUCUUUUUGUUCAACAUCGAAUUCCUAUCAUUUAAGCUUAUGAGGAUCUUCAAGUUGACAACCUAUAUAUCGAGGAUAAAUUCAUUCACAGAGAGAAUCUUGACGAAAUGAGUUCAUGAUAGGAGGGAGUUAAUCAACAGUGUGAAAAAGACAAUAAGGUUCUUGAUCUUCCUAACCUUCACGAUGCACCUCCUCGCUUGCAUUUGGAUCUAUAUUGGACACAAUUACGAAGAUAAUUGGAUUGAAAAGGGUGAGAGUAUACUGGAAGACAGUGAAAACAACCUCACUCUUUAUAUUGCUGCAAAUUAUUGGGUCAUGUCUACCUUUACCACAGUUGGUUAUGGAGAUUUCUCAGGGCUUAAUAAUACAGAAUACUUGUUUAAUAUGCUGGUCCAAGUUCUUGGAAUCGGAUUUUUUGGGUAUACUAUUGAUAGUAUUAGCCGGAUGAUGGGCCAGAUUGAUUCUAUUAGCGAGUUCCAAGAGCAGGAAGAGGAAAAACAGAAUAUCUGGCUCAUGAAAUUAGGGAGGAGUAAUAAAGAUAAGAUCCUCUCAAGACAUUACUUCGAUCAUGCUAAUUCGUUCUUCUCAAAUUAUUGGAGUAUGGAUUUCAAAACUCUGAAAAAUCAUGAAUUUUAUACUCAAUUAAAACCUCAACUUCAAAUUGAAGUUGAUAACAACUGAUUUGAAGAAGUCUAUGAUCGGUUUGAAGGAUUCUUUUACCAAACUCAACAAGGAUUCAAGAGAGAAAUAUGCCACAAUCUGGUAUUUGAAGAGUUUAGAAUCUUUCCUCCCUAUACUGACUCGUAUGAAGGUGAUAAAUAAAUCAUUUCCAGAUAAACAAAAGACCUUACUUCUAAAAGAUGGGGAGAUGCCAGAUAGAAUUUUUUUCUUUGUUGGAGGGGAGGCUUAUGCCUCAAAUAGCACUGGUAGAUACAAUUACUUCCAGCUUCCAGAGGGAGCAUAUUUUGGUGAUACUCAUGUUCUGAUCGGACUUCCAAUGAGUUAUUCACUAUUCUAUAACAGCGAAAUCGGGUGAGCUGCACUUACCAUCAAAGCUGAUAUAUUUCUAAACAUUUGAAAAAGGUACCCUGAUUCCUUUGCAAAAUUACGAAAAAGAAGUGAGCAGAGGAGAAGAGUGCUAAGGACUUACAAAUUUGAAGCUCUUAGCGACAUAAUCAAUUCCUCAAUUGAAAAGUUUAAAGGGGCUGCAAAUUUUGAGAAAAUAAGAGGAAUGUAUGACUUAUUACUCAACGAGAAUAAAGAAAAUGAGAUUGUCAAGGAAGCUAGGAACAGAAUCAGCAUUCUCAAAACACUUGAGCAAGGCAAAGCUAGUACAAGAUCUUCUCGGAGAAGAGAUGCAAUUACAGUCCUUAAGGAAGAACAAGAGUAUAAAAGAAAUUCUAUUAAUUUUGGAAACAUUCCUGAAUUUGGAAGACAGGAUAUACCUAAGCGAAAAUUUGUGCUUCCAGAAAUCUCCCAAGUGAUAGAUGAAGAGUCCAAAAAUUUUAAUACCUCAGAGAACUUGUUUAGAGAGCUGGAAGAUAAUUCUCUAAAUGAAGGUUUUGACAAAAAUCUUGAUAAAAAUCUUAACUUGAUGCCUGAUAAAAUAGAGAUGAGUGAAUAUGACUCUCCUUUAGCACAUUCCAAUUUGACAAAGAAGAAGUCAAUAUUAUAAACUCAAGCCAAAGCGAUAACAAGUUUAUACAGAUGAUGGAGAACGAUAAAACUAUGAAACGCACACUAGACUUUCCUGAAAAAACCAGAGGAUCUGCUGCUCUUACUGAUGAAAACUUUAAGCUCACUCAUAACAAUAUUGCUGGUCACCUUGAUGAGCUAAUUACCGAUAAUCAGCAUAAAAAUCUUGGUCCUGAUAAAGUAGAGGAUAGUGAUAGGGGAGAUAAUAGAAGCGAAAAUUCUGAUAAGGAAAGAAUAUUCUUCAGUGGCGGCAGUGAUAGUUCUGAAAAUAACAGCAGCAUACCUUCUUCCUCCAGUAGUUCAAGUAGCCCAAGUACCAACAGAAGAAGAUCAAUGCCUAAUUUUAGAACGAGGAUAAAUUUAGAAGAGGUAGAUAAUCCAAGAUCUGCAAGGAUUAGGGAGAAAUUUUUCCAAAUACAUCAAACUCUUUGAAAUAACUCAAAAACUUCUAAAGAACUUUUCCUUAAAAACGAGAUUUGCGAGGAAUAUUGCAAAGAUGAGCCGAAUGAGAUAAACAUUGUAGAAGAAGCUAUUCCUGACUGAAUUCAGUAUCUGUUGACUAAGUAUUCUCAGAAAGAUCAUUCUGUACCUAAUUUUUCUAAUUAUUCGAGCAACUUCAACCGAGAGAAGGAAGACGAUCAGAGAGCGAAAUAUUCAGAACUUCUCUCGAUUGUUCAAAAAACUAGCAAAAGCCUUGAAGUUAUCAAAGAAAAAUACAAAAACUCUUUUAAAGAAGAACAAGAUUUAAGGAGAGCAAAAUUUGAUCAAGCUCAGGCCAAAAUAAAGAACAUUCUCUCGCAUCGUAAAAGAAAUACUUAGAGCGUUGGAUAUCUAAGUUAGUGCCUUUCUUGUUCUCAAUCAUUGCAU